This is a messenger RNA of Penicillium griseofulvum, 465 nucleotides long. RefSeq lists its product as uncharacterized. The transcript has 3 exons. NCBI's taxonomy places the organism in Eukaryota, Fungi, Ascomycota, Eurotiomycetes, Eurotiales, Aspergillaceae. The record is from RefSeq and is a predicted model, not a curated record. The coding region runs from base 1 to 465 and encodes 154 amino acids.
AUGAGGUUCACCGGCUCCGAGAAGCUCAGCUGGGAGACUAUUCAACGGGUGCAUGAAUUGGAGAGUAUGAAGGCGGAUAUAACACGUGAUGGGGAUAAAGUCGAGCAGCUUCCAAACAUUGACGCUCUUUUGAAGCUCACAGGCCCUGAAUCAGAUACUUCCUAUGGAGGGAUCAUAUCAAAUCCAGAUCCAAACCGCCCAAAGCUUAAUGCUCUGAAAUUGGCUCUUCCUGCUCCAGGAAUACAGUUCUUUGCCGAGUUGGACUAUCUCCACGACACCGGGGCCGGUAUGAUGACCCUUUAUGAGGGAGAUCUCAAAACGCUUCUUGGUCCGUUUGGUGCGACUGCCGGGCCAACAAUACUAAUCGUUAAUCGUGGGCUCCGUAAGGUCUUGCGUUGGAAAUGGCGCCUCCUUAACCAGGGACGGCAUUCAAAUGGAAGUCGCCAUUCUGCACGGGGCUCGUGA